AUAAAAGAGUAAGAGAUUGUAACAUGAGAAAUGUGUGUGGCCUGUCAAACUCCUCAUCCGUUCCUUGUUAGAGGAUUUAUGAAGAGGAGCGACAUCCCGUAUGGAUUAGUCUGUCAACUGGGGAAUGUGAAGUGUAUCUAUUGUAUUUUUUAAUGUUCAAUAAAUUUAUCAUUCAGCUGCAAUGACUAACCAGGGGCAGCAAUGGCGCCCUCUGCUUCACUCCUCCUACUGCAAAGCUUUGCAUAAGCGUGUUAAAACGGCGGUGGCGUGAGCUACUUCAGCGGAGGGUUCCUCGCUCCAAGAUAGAUGUGUCUCCAUAGGUUGUGUGACUACGCUGGUUAACCGCGCCCACCUGUUGACUUAAAAGCUUUGACACGUCCAAUAACUACAUCACAUGCACGAUUCAAAGGCAGUUUGCGCGUGCUAGCCUGAGUUAGCCCACACACGGAUGGUCCUCGGAGCGCGAGGACAAACAGAGGACCCAUGGAAAACGUGCAGCAGUUUCUUCAGGGAGUGGAGCUGGACAACCGGUCAGCAGCACUGCUGACGGGUGCUGCCUGCGGUGUUGGAGCUCUGGUGGUGCUGGCGCUCAAAGUCGCCAGCCACCAAGAGACGAAGGAUAAGAUCCGGAGAGCCAGAGACCGGCAGACGGAGAGCCUGCAGCGGGCGGAACAGGCUGUGCUCCGGUAUAAGGAGUCGCAUCCAACAACCGACUCUUCUCUCAUCCUGACGCUGUCCCUCCCUGAGUUGACAAAGAAACUGCAGGAAGGCAAACUGAGCCCUGAGGACGUGUUUUACUCCUACGUGGAAAAGACUCUGGAUGUGAACAAAAAGCUGAACUGCUGCACAGGGUUUUUGCUGGAGAGUUUUGACCAGCUAAAAACUGUUGAUUCCAACAAGGAUGGUCUCUUGUACGGAGUUCCAGUCAGCAUCAAAGAAAACUAUUCAUACAAGAAUCACGAUGUGUCAUGUGGUGUGAUCGUUAAUCUGGACCAGCCCGCUCAGGAGGACAGUGUGCUCAUUGAAGUUCUGAAGAGACAAGGAGCUAUUCCCUUUGUGAGAACCAACUUACCCCAAGCCCUGUUGAAUUAUGACUGCAGUAAUCCCAUUUAUGGUCAGACCGUGAACCCCCAUAACCUCCAAAAGACCUCUGGAGGUUCAUCUGGCGGAGAGGGGGCUCUCAUUGGGGGAGGAGGCUCUGUGCUUGGUUUAGGUAGUGAUAUAGGGGGGAGCAUCCGUAUUCCUGCCUCUUUCUGUGGCAUCUGUGGCUUCAAGCCAACAGCUGGUCGGCUAAGUACACAGGGUCUGCGACCCAUUUAUCGAGGGCAAAAGUCAGUGCUGUCAUCUCCUGGACCCAUGGCGAGGGAUGUGGACAGUCUGGCUCUGUGUAUGCAGGCUCUGCUGUGUGACCACAUGUUUUCACUGGACCCCACUGUUCCACCCAUACCUUUCAAUGUGCAGACAUACCAGAGCUCCAAACCUCUGAGGAUCGGUUACCUUGAAAACGAUGGCUUCAUGCAGCCGUCUCCAAGCAUGGCUCGAGGCGUCCGAGAAGUCAAAGCACUGUUAGAGCAAGCAGGCCACACUUUGGUGCCUUACAAUCCUUUGAAGAUCGACUACGCCAUCAUUGACCUGACCAUCAGGGGUAUCUUUGCAGAUGGAGCUAAUACCCUGCUGCAAAAACUGGAGGGAAGCCCCUUGGACCCCUGUCUCAGAGAACAGGUUUUUCCUUACUAUUUUCCUACAUGGUUGAAGAAAACCCUCUCAUUCCUCCUGAAGCCUCUGUCUCCUCGUGCUUCUGCUGUCUUCAGUGCUAUCAGUGGAGUUGGAUCCGUUCCAGAUGUGUGGAAGCAGCAUGCUGCUGUGGAGGACUACAUUCAUGAAACAAUAGCGCAUUGGAGAAGAUGCAACAUUGACGUGUUGCUGUGCCCUGUCAUCGGACCAGCCUACAACUUCUUGUACUGCGGCAAGGUUACCACUGUUCUCUCGUACACGAUACUUUACAAUCUCCUCAACUUUCCCGCCGGUGUAGUUCCUGUUUCCACGGUGACAGCAGUGGAUGAGGAGGAACUCAAGCACUAUAAGGGCAUUUAUCGGGACCACUGGGACAAGCUCUUCAAACAGGCUGUGUCUGGAGGCGAGGGUCUGCCUGUGGCGGUGCAGUGUGUUGCCCUGCCGUGGCAGGAUGAGCUCUGCCUGCGCUUCAUGAAGGAGGUGGAACAACUGGUCAAACAGAGCAGAAAGUAAAGCCUGGAGGCCACAGGGCGAGCAACAAACUUCAGAGGCCUCAGGUUAAAUUUACUUUGAGUACAGGCCAGUAUAUUGUUUGUGUAAACACCAUCAAUGCACCAGACUAAUACUGCUGCUAACCCCAUUAAAGCAAACUGAAAUAUUAGUUGAAGUUAACACAAAUAAUAUUGUUUUAGAAAAUGUAGUUGGUUAUUUAAAAUAUUUAACAGUUUGAGUUUUGCUCUUCUUAUCAGUCAUUUUCUGCUCUUUGGCUGUUUUGGGGUCAUGAUAAAGAUGACCUAAAUGUUAACUGUAAAACUGAAAACAAUAGUCAAGUUCAUAAGUUCAUAGUAUAGUUUUUCACUUUUAAUUCAUUCAUUGACAUUUAACAUCUCAUUUUAAUUUUGGAUUUACAUUAGUAUGGGUGAAAUAAGCAGAGCCUCCUGUUCUGCUUAGCCACCACUGACAUUGUUUAACAUUUCAUACAGUAUAGCAUGAACAGGAACUACAUGCUGAAGAACAUAUAAAAUUCACAUCACCAUGAGGUAAAGAGGCCUCAUGACUCAUGAUUUUUUUUUUUUUUUUAAUUAGAAUUUAUAAUCAGUAAUGUUUUGAUUGUGUCUGUCUCUUUUCUCAACUGAUAGCCUACUGUGAUAUGAUGUCUGAAAACAAAACAAAGUAAUUGAUUUUGCACAGGAACCACUACUACUCUACUACUACUACUCUAGUUUUCAGAUGUUAGAAGUAAACAAGUCAACAGUAACAUACACUGUGCAGUUAAAAUAUGAUCCACUGUUCAUCUGUACACUUUUUUAAUAUGUUGUUUUUGAUCUUGCUAUUUGCAAUGUUUCAAAUCUUUACGUUCAAUCCUUUAGUGUCAUUGAAUAAUUAAUGAACUAACCUCAUAUUGUGUGGUUCACCUUCA
Lates calcarifer (barramundi perch) is the source of this 3154-nucleotide messenger RNA. RefSeq names its product vitamin D3 hydroxylase-associated protein. NCBI's taxonomy places the organism in Eukaryota, Metazoa, Chordata, Actinopteri, Centropomidae. The transcript has 15 exons. Bases 484 to 2247 code for a protein of 587 amino acids. Gene Ontology annotation, molecular function: fatty acid amide hydrolase activity; amidase activity. Gene Ontology annotation, biological process: fatty acid catabolic process. The record is from RefSeq and is a predicted model, not a curated record.